CAACCAAUCAGGAACAUUUUAAAAGAGAUCACGCAGUAAACUUACCGUGACACAGGGGCUUAGGUUUUCCAAGAAAUCGUUCUACGAGAACUAGAUACUCUUACUUUUUUCUUGUCGUAUUGAAUACAGACAUUACAAAGCAGGAAGAAAAUGGGAAAUUGGUUAUGGAACUCACCUCCCCAGCCACAACAACCUCAACAAGUUCUAACUGACACACCAUGGAGAAAAACAAAAGAAUGGAGUCCAGAGGUAAAACGUGAGCUUAGAGAUCACAUUUCUAGCUUGGCUCCGCAAACAAGAGGCCAAUUAGAUGUACCAUUUUUCAACAUUGCUCUGACGGGUCAGAUUGGUGGGGGAAAGUCAAGUUUCUUCAACAGCGUGAACAGCAUCUACCAUGAACGAAUUAUUAGUGGCAAAUCAGAAGUUGGGAUUACAGCUACAAGUUUAACCAAAGACUUUCGAGUGUACGAAAUAAACCCACAUCCCGACCAGCCUGACUCCAAUCCUCUGCCUUGGAGGAUCUGUGACACACCAGGCUUGAAUUACAGCCUUGAUACUGAUUGCGAUGUGACAAACAUUCUAAAAACAGUUGAUGGACAUGUACCCGAUCGUUUCAAGUUUCCCAGCCAGGAGGUUCUUCAAGACGACCUUGGAUUAAAAAAACCUGAACUUAAAGACAGAGCACACUGUGUUGCUGUUGUGAUUGAUGGAAGUACGUUUGAUCAAAUGGAAGAAAACAUGAAAAGAAAACUCAAAAACCUAAGGAAAGGCCUUAUUACAAGAAAUAUUCCCACGUACAUUCUGAUCACUCACAUUGACGAGGCUUGUGUCGAAGUCAGCAAAGACGUGAGCAAAGUCUAUCGAAGUAUUGCCAUCAGAGAUUUGGUCCAUAAAAUAGGCAGAUUGCUACACGGUCUUCCUGAGAACCAGAUCUUUCCAAUCAUGAACUACAAAAAACAAGUGGAUUUGGAAGACGACAUAGACAUCUUACUGCUGUACGCUUUGCGUCAGAUGUUGUACUCUGCACAAGGCCAUCUGGAAAACAAGAUGUAAUACAAAAUCUGACCCAAAAAAGCUAGUAAUAGCGUAUUGUAACCUUUGCACUAGCAGAACAUUUCGUCGUAAGCUAAAUCAAAACUAUUCAUCUUGGUUAGCACAUAGAUAUAGAAAUGAAGGAUCCUUAGAUGGCUUGCGACAUGCAUGUUUCUAAGUCAUAUUUUAAGGUUUACAUUCUAUAUAAUGCAAAUUUGGCACUUGACACUUGACACUUUGAUUACACUGUAACAUAAAAAGGAUAUUUAAUGAGUGCAAUUUUAAACUAUUUCAAUAUAUGUAUUAAAAAAAGUUAAAAUUUGAAAAUGUUAUCUGUUGGCGACGGUAUGUGACGUAAUACCAUCAUACAAAUGCUUUAUUUCGCCAAAUUUAACAAUUGGCGACUGCGCGUUACAGAAAUAUGUUAUAUCCUAAGUUACCUGGUAAAAAUUAAAAUUUUGCAAUAAUCGAAAA
Actinia tenebrosa (Australian red waratah sea anemone) is the source of this 1506-nucleotide messenger RNA. RefSeq names its product interferon-induced protein 44-like. The record is from RefSeq and is a predicted model, not a curated record. Lineage: Eukaryota; Metazoa; Cnidaria; Anthozoa; Actiniaria; Actiniidae. Gene Ontology annotation, molecular function: GTP binding.